This is a messenger RNA of Rhinichthys klamathensis goyatoka, 1692 nucleotides long. RefSeq names its product E3 SUMO-protein ligase ZBED1-like. Lineage: Eukaryota; Metazoa; Chordata; Actinopteri; Cypriniformes; Leuciscidae. The transcript has 3 exons. Bases 5 to 1645 code for a protein of 546 amino acids. The record is from RefSeq and is a predicted model, not a curated record.
ACAGAUGAAGAUUAAAGACUUCUCUGUGUCCUGCAGGCAGGUUACUCAGUCCACAGUUGACAGGCUUGUAGUUGAUUUUGUCUGUGAAAGCCUUCAGCCCUUUACCAUAGUUGAACUUCCUACAUUCAAAAAUCUAAUCUGUACAAUGCAACCUAGCUGUACAGUUAUGUCCAGACCAACUGUGAAGCUGAGAAUUGAGGAAGCAGCUGCAAAGAUAAAGAAAAACAUCAUUGCUGAGAUGGCAAAAGUCAACUAUAUAGGUACCACUACUGACUGUUGGACAGCACGACAACGCAGUUACAUUGGUGUAACAGCACACUGGAUUGAUGAACCUACUCUGGAAAGAAGGUCUGCUUCCAUUGCCUUCAGACGCUUGAAAGGUUCACAUACAUUUGAUUUGCUCGCAGGGACCUUGGUUGACAUCCACUCGGAAUAUGGCAUCUCAGAAAAAAUUGUCAGAACGACAACUGAUAGUGGAUCAAAUUUUAUCAAAGCCUUUAGAGUGUAUGGUGAACAGAGUCAGCAAGAGUUAAUUGAUGCUGAGGCUGACUCUGCUGAGGCAGUGACACUGGAUGAUGAGAAUGAUGCAGAAGGAUUUGAAGUUCAGGACACCAGUUCCAUUUUCAACGCUAACAGUGGGUUGGAGUAUCAUCUACCCAAGCAUCAGCGUUGCGCGUGUCAUCUCCUUAAUUUGGUGGCUACUGUGGAUGCUUCCAAGGCAGAGGACAGCAGUGAGGUAUUUAAGAAGCUUUCCCGUUCAACAUUUGCGAAAUGCCAGGCAUUAUACAAUAAAACCAGCCGGUCUGCCAUCAGUGCUGAGAUUGUGCAAGAAGAAUGUAAGCUGCAGUUCAUUCAGCCCAACCACACACGAUGGAAUUCAGUGUACAAUGCUGCAGAGAGGGUAAUGCGGAUCCUAAAGGAGCAGGGAGAAGCAUCCCUUCGGAAUGUAUGUGCAGCAUUCAAAAUUAAAAUGCUAAAUCCUGCUGAAGUUUCUUACCUCUCCGAAUACUGCAUUGUGAUGAAGCCUGUAUCCAUGGCCUUGAACAUCCUUCAGUCCGAAACAAACACUCAGAUGGGGUGGCUGCUUCCCACAAUCUACCUUCUUGAUUCAAAGCUCAAAAAGAUGGAGGCUUCAGUCAAGGUAUGUCUUUCCCUUAUUCAUGCUCUGCAGCGGGGUCUACAAAAGCGCUUUGGGGAGUUCAUGGAAGAUCCGGAACUCAUCAGUGCUGCAAUUCUUCUUCCCAAAUUCAAAACGUCAUGGACGGACAAGGCCCACAUCAUAGGAGCAGGUAUGGAUUACAUCCUGCAUCGUCUUGAUGCCAUGAAGGACACCCAGGAAAACGAAUCACAGCAUGUCUCUGACGAGGAUGACUUCUUUUCUUCCAUUAAGACUGUUUCAUCCACAAGAGCAUCUGAAUUGGAUGGAUACUUGGCUUGUGCCUCAGAAGAGAUGGAACUGCUUCACUCAUUUCCUUUGGUGAAAAAGCUAAGCCUUAAACUGAACACACCCUUGCCUGCCUCUGCAGCAUGUGAGCGCCUUUUUAGUUGUGCUGGGCAGCUGUUUACACCUAGACGAGCAAGGCUGGACAGUACAAAUUUUGAGAAUCAGCUCAUUGUAAAACUGAACAACAAAUUCAAAAUGUAAGCUCGUUGUUGACCCCUACAUUAAAAUCGCUGCAAGUCUGUGUUCAU